Chiloscyllium plagiosum (whitespotted bambooshark) is the source of this 3668-nucleotide messenger RNA. RefSeq names its product shootin 1 (gene shtn1). The record is from RefSeq and is a predicted model, not a curated record. Gene Ontology annotation, cellular component: cytoplasm; cell leading edge; axonal growth cone. Gene Ontology annotation, biological process: positive regulation of neuron migration; neuron projection morphogenesis. Lineage: Eukaryota; Metazoa; Chordata; Chondrichthyes; Orectolobiformes; Hemiscylliidae.
AGCUCACUCGGGUUUGAGGUGCAGCUGCAAUUGCGCUAUAGCAUCGGGCAAUCUCUCCACUUCCUGUUAACAUUUCAAAUCCGGGACCGAGUAGCUCACUCACUCGAUCAACGUUCCCGGCAAAGAUGGCCUCUCGUGAAGAAGAAAAUCACAUCAGAAAUCUGAACGAGUUGUCGAAACAAGCAAUUGAUGAAUGUGAAGAAUUGAUAAAAGAAAAUGAGAGAAUAAGAGAUGAGAAUGCAAAAUUGAUUGAAGAAAGAAAUAAUGCUAUUCAUCAACUGAAGGAGUUUCAUAGAGUUUCACAGCUGGUGAUUGAGGAAGUCAGUACUAUACAAAACCACCUUGACAUUGAGAAAAGUUGCCGUGAAAAUGCAGAAGUGUUUGCUUCGAAGCUGGAGAAAGACAACAAGUCACUUAAAAGAAUCAGCAAUUUGUAUUUGGCAAAACUUGGAAAGGAGACCACCUCGCUAGACUUGUCUUUAGAUGAGGAUUUAGCAAUUGAUGUGACAAAUGCAACAUUGGACAAAGAUGCCAGAUGUUCCUCCGUUGACUGCCAACAUCAAAUCCAAGAACUUCGAAAUGAAUUGAUAUCAACACUUGAAGAGAAGAAGCAGUUAUCUUUUCAGUUGGAAAACCUGAAAGGUCAUUGGGAGGACCUAACUGAUAAACUACAGAAGGAAGAGCAGAGAAAUAUUGAUCUGGCUGCAGAGAUUGAUAAGCAGAAUCAACUUCUAGCCAAGUACAACAAAGUUUCCAUUUUGGCCCUGGAGGAAUAUGAGGACCUGGAAAAAAGUCUGGAUCUGGAGAAGGAUCUCCGAAAGGAGGCAGAAACCUUUGCCCAUGAGAUGCUUUUGGAACAAAAGAAAUUUAAAAGGCAAAGUCAAAUUCUUAUUCAGAAGAUGGUGCCUAAUGAGCAGUUGAUGAAAGCACUUGAUGACCUUGCUAUUGUCACAGAGACUAUAGAGGAGGAGCGAAUUCUGCAUGAGAAAAAGCUAAAGGAGAUGCAGGAACAAUUAGAUGAUUGCACCCUUAAGAAGGAAUUAAAUUCACUGAUGAAACAGCUUGAGCUUCUCAAAGAAGACAAAGAAGAACUCGAAAUAAAAUGCCAAAACUAUUCCCAGCAAGUGAAAGAUCUGAAACACACCAUUGAUGAGCUACAGAAGCAGAUCCAACAAGCAGAAAAAUCAACACCAUCACUGCCGCCGCCACCUCCAAUGCCAUCACCCUCUUCAAGUCCACUCAAAAAUCUGAUGAAGAUCAUUUGUAAAGGACAGAAAACAUCCAAUUUGUCUGGUGUUGGAAAGGCCCUACCUGAAGAAGCAGGGAAACCUUUAGAAGAUCUGAAGAAACAGGCUGUUGAUGAAAUGAUGGAGAGAAUUAAGAAGGGUGUUCUCCUUCGGAAAGUUGAUCAUACUAACAGGACUCGACUGAAUAAGAAUGAACCUCCGGAAGAAAAUGCACUCCAAGAACUCAGAGGAAUGUUGAAAUCUAGUAAAGUUGGAACAUUGACAACAAUUACUCAGGUUAAUGAAGAAAAUGAGCUGGAAAGAGUUCUUCAACACAGAAAGGCAGCAGCAGAAACUAAUGCUAGUGGCAAGUUCUCAAUAAACUCUGUUUAUAAUCCAUAGCUAAUGAUUCUUCUAGAGCAAUUGGCUACCGGGUGUUUUUUAUCCAAGUUGGACCAUUUUCUUCCACUUAUGGCACAGUGAAUAGAAAUGUUUCAUCACUAAUAUUUUCUUUUGUGUACUACUUGUAACCUUAAAGAAUAAAAUCAAGUUUUCAUCUUUAUUUUCUAAUAUGACAACUAUUUUCUGACUUUUAAAGAUUGAAAACUAUAUUUUCACUUAAAAGUUAGCAGCUUUUUGUAUAACAAAGUAAUAGAAAAGUAAAAAAAAAUGCUUCCCACAUAGUUCACUUGUCAAUUUUAAAGGUUUUCACCAACAACUGUCUGAAUGGCUUACUUAUCUUGAGUAAAGGUGGUUAUAGACAGCCCAGUAUUAUAAUAGGACAUUACAAUCAGCACUUCUUUUUAUUUGCCUUCAGGAAACGACAGCUGGUUUACUGAAUUCAAACCUUUAGCAGGGAUGCAAGUACCUCUCUGUUUCAAUAAUUUGUGCUUUCAAAACAUUGAGGCUUUCCCCUUAAAUCAUCCCAUUAUAUUGGUGUAAAGUCUGGACUAUGCUGCCAUCUUUCAUGCUUUGAGCCAAAGACUGUUUUGCAUAUUGAAUUUUCAGGCAACAAUUGUCUGAUGCUAACUGGAUAUUUUAUAGGAUUUCUUUUGACUUUUAGUAGUAUUCAUUUGAUUCUGCCACCCUCAUGUUCAGUUUUCCAUGAUUUUUCAGGUAGUUUUUAGCAAGCUGCAUCACUUACACAAUAUCCAAUGAAUAGAAGGAGAAAAUGGGCUUCUCUUGCUACACAUUGCCAAGUACUAAACAUGUUUUAAAAAAAGGGAGAAAAUUGAGAAUCCAACACUUAAAUACAAUCCUGAACAUGUCUCUUCUUGGAAAUCUUAUUGACAAAAUCAAAAGCAUUAACUGGAGUUAUAAAUCAGCUUUUUCCUCCCCAAAAAAAAAGGAUGGUAUUAAUUUCCAUUUCAAAGAAACUAAUUAUAUGAGGCUAUACAUAAAGGACUUUUAAAAUCCAGUUAGAUUGGAAUAUUUAAUUAAGAAAAUAUACAGGACAUAACGAAACCCAGAAGGUUUUGUUGACUUAACAUUAAGUGAAGUGAGAGAAAAUGAAUGCUGUGACAUAUGUUGUGACUUCAAGUGUCUUAUUAACCCCAACUCCAAGGUGAACAUUUCAUUGGUUUGUAUUAGAAGUAUUAGCUUUUCUUUCAAAACUAAGUUGUUUGUUUUUAAGUCAAAUGAGAGUAAUUGUUCCAUCUGUCACAUAUGAGGAUUUUGGAUAAAUUGUCAGAACAAAAAGUGCUAAGUAAAUGGGAUCAACUUGUUGCUUUGUGCAGUCAUCAGUAAUUGAAGCUUUGGUGCUUCAUACUGUUGAGAAAUAAAUCUAGCCUUUACAGGUGUGUGCCACUCAAAGAUUACAGAGGGAAUUGAAAGGAGUUAAGUCAGCACAAAUGGAAACGGAAAUUACCUGCCGAUCCAAGUCUCGUUAUGUUGUGGCUGCAUUUGAUUGAAGCAAUCUGUUUUUAUUUUCUGAUGCACAUGUAAUCAUUUCUCAAAAGGUAUGAUAAAUCAUUAAAGAAGGACCAAAAGCAGAAAGCCAUCCAAAUAUUUUUUGUCUAUACAGAGGUUUUGUACAUUUUGGACUUGUUGAACCAAAGUGAUCACAGGAUGUAUAAGAGAGUGUUCUGUUUUCUGCCCUUUUCAGCAAUAUUUUUUUCACAGUUCAUUUGUGAACAACAAUACUGUUGUACAGUUAGUGAAAAAGAGGGAUAAAUUUAAUUUGCUUAAGUGAAAGUUUCUUGAAGUUGCCUUUUGUCGAUGUGCUCAGGUUUUUGUCCAUUCUUUAAAGAUUAGAUUUUAAUAACUGUUCCAAAGUGUCUAUGGUACCAAAGUUUUGAUCCUCUAUAUAAUUUAUUUUGCUGUAUGAAGUACAAAUUACCUUCACAGGAAAGGAAAUGAAAUAAACCUGUGUAAAUGCAGGCACAAUACAUGAUAAAUUGAAACUGGAACGCACUUUGUAUUUUAGUAUUCUGCACAGUCAUG